AUGAGUUACAUAGCUUGGGUACAGCGGAUGACUCUCAUCAUUGUGUGGCGUAUUAUUUUUUCUAGUGCUCAAUCAGGAUUUCUCAGCAUUGAUUGUGGUGCAAAAACUAAUCACAUAGAUGAAAGAAAUAUAAAAUGGGUGACAGAUGAUAAUUACAUAGACUUGGGUCAGAAGGUGGUCAUAGAAGACUCUAGUUUGCCAGCUUACCAGCAAAGCUUGCGAGUCUUCCCGCACCCUCUCAACAAGUCUUGUUAUCAAUUGCCCAUCACCCCGAACGUCCCCUACCUUUUCAGAAUAAGGUUUUAUAAAGGCAAUUACAGCGGAGUCCCAGAAUUACCAAUCUUUAAGUACUCGAUUGAGACGACGGAUAUGUUGUCUGUGGCAAACAUAAUAUUUCAAACUCCACAGGAAAACAAAACGGGCGAGAGGAUCUUUAUUACUUCUGCCAAGAUGCUUUAUAUUUGCCUGAUCCGUACGUCAGAGCUUCAUAAUCCUUUUAUCUCUGCCAUGGAAUUGAGAACCCUUCGACAAGGAAUGUAUCAUCAAGUAAAGCCGGGCACAAUGCUACGUAUGGAAGCAAGAUAUGAUGCAGGGGGGAAAUCUAUAAUCAGGUAUCCUCAAGACCAAUUCGAUCGCCUUUGGUUUCCCUUUCCUGUACAAGGACUCCAGGAUAUUACGUUGCAGGAGACAAUCUCAACUAACAACACCCAAAACCUUCCUCCAUCUGCUGUUAUGCAUACUGCACUUGCUGCACCUGCCAACCAGAACACCAUAACUCUCAAUUUCAGCAUAUUAAAAAACCCUUUACUGCUUCUCUAUUUUGCAGAGAUCGAAAUACUUAACGUCUCUGAGUCAAGAAAUUUCCUGGUUCUGGAAAAUAAUGCUUUCACAUUGGCAAACAUUAGUCUGGAAAGAAAUUAUUCUGCCAUAGAAGUUGGGUUCACUUUUGUAGAAAGGCCAUUGUUUACGGUAGCUCUGUACAGUCCAAGCAACUUCAGCACAGGUCCUCUGAUCAACGCUUUUGAGUACUACGGGCUACUUUUCAGCGAACCUCAAACUUCUACAUGGGACGUUGCUGCUCUGGCCGCUGUGAAAGAGCAUUUUGAAAUAAAAGAGUGGGUUGCAGAUCCUUGUUUUGGUCUUCCGUGGGAAGGAAUAAACUGCAGUAACAGUACUACAGCUGUCAGAGUUUUGGCUAUAGAUUUGUCCGGAAAAAAUCUGACAGGAUCGAUACCCACAAGUAUUGCGCAGAUGACUGAACUCAUUAACAUAUCAUUCGCCAAUAACAAUUUGAGUGGAGCCUUCCCAAAUUUUUCGAAUUUAUCGAGGUUGGAGAGACUGCAUCUACAAAAUAACAACUUGAAUGGAGAAAUUCCAGAUUGGCUAUCACAACUCCCAAAUCUUAAAGAGCUAUUCAUAGAGAACAAUAAUUUUAGUGGUGUACUUCCUCAGCAUCUUCUGGAUAAGAGCUCAUUAAAACUUAAAUAUAAUGGCAACGCGUUCCUUUGUAUGAAUAAACAAGAUUGUGUACCCUCCAUGAUUUCAACCCGCUCCAACUCAAAGCCUAAACGGAUAAAAGUGGGGAUUGUUAUGGUACUUAUAGCUAGUGGAAUAGUAGUAAUCGCUUUACUCUUGUUGGUAAAUCUGAUUGUGUAUCGAAAGAUAUUUAGGAAAAAAGCGAUUACCAAUGCAAAUGUUAAAAGCAGAGCUUCAGAAAGGAAAUCGUUAUAUCCUAAUAGCGAAGGUUGGGUUUUUAUUCGUGAUUUCCGUAAGUACCCAUUAAUGUAA
Molecule: messenger RNA, 1788 nt
Organism: Cryptomeria japonica (Japanese cedar)
Lineage: Eukaryota; Viridiplantae; Streptophyta; Pinopsida; Cupressales; Cupressaceae
Product: probable LRR receptor-like serine/threonine-protein kinase At1g67720
Exons: 9
Coding region: 1-1788 (595 amino acids)
Molecular function (GO): protein binding
Source: RefSeq, a predicted model, not a curated record